CAUGCGCGAUAUGCUUUGGUUAAAAUCAAUGCUUUGAACGGUGGAUUUUCAUCCUGCUUUUGCUAUUUGUAUUCUUUGUGACAGAAAGAAAGGUUUGUUGCCUGCGGAAAGAUGUCUGACAAUAUUGACUUGACUUGUAGAAGUGGUGAUGUUGUAAAGGUUGAACCACCAGACCAAGAUCUUGUAGGUGAUUACACUCCAAAUACUGAUUGGACAAUGAUGGAACUGCCUGAAGAAGGACUUGUCAAUAUGGAUUUGUGUGAUAGUGGAACCAACUUUGAAGAGGGUGGUUAUGUGAAAACAGAGCCAGGUGUAGGAACUUCCUCUGACCCUGGUUAUACAGCAGAGUCGGAACAAUAUGAGUAUGACCAAGAGUUCAUCAAGAGUGGGUUUGGUCACCAGGAUAACUCAAUGGAUCGACCAGACUUGAAUAGAAUAAAAACAGAACCUGGCCUUGAGGAGAACUUCCAUUCUAAUGAUCCCAUGAUGGAGUUUGGUUGUGACUCACAGAUCGAAAAUCUAAUAAAGAAGGAGCCAAGUGAACUAUUGUCUCAUCAUGUGUCAGGUGACUGUUAUCAAAUGGAAUGUGUGACUAUGGCUGAGCCUCAGGAGUCGGAAUAUGUGAUUGAGAGACCUGGUCAAGUCAAACAAGAACACGAAACUUGCACCUUUGAGUCAGAGCCUCAGGAGUCUGAAUAUGUGAUUGAGAGACCUGGUCAAGUCAAACAAGAACACGAAACUUGCACCUUUGAGUCAGAGCCCCAGGAGUCAGAAUAUGUGAUUGAGAGACCUGGUCAAGUCAAACAAGAACACGAAACUUGCACCUUUGAGUCAGAGCCCCAGGACUCGGAAUAUGUGAUUGAGAGACCUGGUCAAGUCAAACAAGAACACGAAACUUGCACCUUUGAGUCAGAGCCCCAGGAGUCAGAAUAUGUGAUUGAGAGACCUGGUCAAGUCAAACAAGAACACGAAACUUGCACCUUUGAGUCAGAGCCCCAGGAGUCAGAAUAUGUGAUUGAGAGACCUGGUCAAGUCAAACAAGAACACGAAACUUGCACCUUUGAGUCAGAGCCCCAGGAGUCAGAAUAUCAUGAUUCUUGUGACAUGGAAGGAAACAUUAUCAAAACUGAACUUGAGUUUAAGUCUGAGCCCGAUUCUGGAUACCCAUCUGAGCCAUCUGAGGGUGCAUUUAUAAUUGGGCCUGACAAUAGCCAUGUACCUUUAAUUGAGAUUGAAACCAUUAACAUGGCACAGGUUGGAGAGGCUUUGAUGAAGCAUGAACCGGAUGAUCAGUCUGGGUCGGAUGGGGAGAUUGGAUUGUUGAAGAUCGAGCUAGAUGACACCCUCCAUCCCGUACCAUAUGCUGGGGAGGACAUGAAGCAUGAUGAUAUGAUAAAAGAUGAAGAAUAUGUUCCGCCUUCUGACCAGUCAUCAAGCUCAGAAGAUGAUUUCACAAGCUUAAAUGAGGAUGAUUGCGUUGUCAGCGCUAGGAGAUUUUCAAAACUGCUGUGUGAUCGCUGUGGUAAACAAUUCAAUUCUCAAAGUCACCUAUUGAUACACCAACGCAUUCAUACAGAAGAAAAACCAUUCACUUGUGACAAGUGUAAUAAAUCAUUUAGCUGUCCGGAGCUUCUUGUGAUGCAUAAGUGUACAUGUAUUGACACAGUAGAAGGACCAUUUGUAUGUGAUCGCUGUGGGAAGGCAUUUGUGCUCAACUGUAGCCUUGUUAAACAUUAUGUUACUCAUAUAGACGAAAGACCAUUUGCUUGUGAUCAGUGUGACAAGACAUUCAAAAGAGGCUGUGACCUUAAGAAACAUAAACGUACUCACACCGAUGAAAGGCCGUUCAAAUGUGACAAGUGUGAGAAGGCAUUCCGAACUUCUAGUCAGUGUGCCCGACAUAAGCGUAUUCACACAGGAGAAAGGCCAUGCAGAUGUGAUGAUUGUGGUAAAACCUUUAAGCGUUCUGGGCACCUUCUGAUACAUAUGCGUACUCACACAGGAGAAAUAUCAUCUAGAUCAUUUCCUUGUGAUCAGUGUGACAAAACAUUCAAAAGCAGCAGUGAAAUUGCUAAACAUAAAACUUGUCACCGGGAAGUAAGAGCUUUCAAAUGUGAUGAGUGUCCCAAGGCAUUUAAGAACAAGAGCCAACGCACUCAGCAUAAGCAUGUCCAUACAGGAAAAAGACCAUUCAAAUGUGACCAGUGUGAUAAAACAUACACCCGUUCAUGUAUUCUUCUAAAACAUAAGCGUAUUCAUAAAUAAAUACAAAUAUAAAUAUAGAAUUUGUAAAGCGCCUUUCCAGGUCACCCUGCUGAAAGCGCUACCUCCUCUAUUUUUUGAAGUGAAGAGAACAAUCAUUUGCGUGGUCAGUGUGAUGAGGCAUUUAAGAGCUACAGUAGUCUUGUGAAACAUAUGCCGAUUCACAUUGAAUAAAAUAGACCAGUUGGAGUUCCGGGUUUCCACCAGAAAAAAUAUUUUGAGUACGAACUGAAAGUGACCUGACACCUGAUGCCAGAGACCAUGGGGUUGUGACUGGCGGGUAUUUGAUAUCUAUAUGGCUUCAUGUGACUCACUGACUUGACUCUCUAAGCGCAGCUCCAUUCAUUCUUCAGUCUUGUAACGUGUAUCUUCAACAAUAAAUUCACAAAUGUUUUUUUUCAACUUGUAUUUUGGGGUACGUAUCUUUACCCCAGGACUUAUUUUGGGUGUGUAAUUUUACCCUCUGGCGGAAACCCUGCAGUUCAAUGUUUACAGUGUAGUUAUACUUAACUGGAGGCCUUGGUUGUCUCAACAAAUGCCGUAUGGAUGGAGUUAAAAUGUAGGUCAAAACAGAGGCUCAAGCAGUCACAGCAUGUCUGAUUGUGAAGACCAUGUUUCCUUCUCAUGUCUCUUGUUUUGACAGUGUUUCCGUUUCUGGUUGUGU
Messenger RNA from Lineus longissimus, 2926 nucleotides. Its product is annotated as zinc finger protein 468-like. Bases 112 to 2265 code for a protein of 717 amino acids. Lineage: Eukaryota; Metazoa; Nemertea; Pilidiophora; Heteronemertea; Lineidae. The transcript has 3 exons. The record is from RefSeq and is a predicted model, not a curated record.